CAAACACAUCACGCACAAACCGUACGCGGCGCGUCUUUGUUUCGAAACGAAUAAAACAAAACCGAUUGGCAACAAAACAGCUGCAGCAGUAAUAUUUUAUUGUGUCGGCGGCCGUGUCAGCAUUCGCGGUUACCAAGACGUCUUAUCAUUUCCGGACAACGGCUUUAUGUGUUAUCACGAGACGUGAAGACGACUUGAGCGUUUUGUCCUUAUUGGGCCACAGCGGUUUUUUGCUUGUAAUCGCGUGCGUUGCAAUAAUUUCGCAUCCAUAUACGUUUUGGAGGACAGCCAACUAUAUAAUUGUAUUCUGGUCUGCGAGCGCGUUAUAGGUCACAGCUACUACGGAUCAUUCGCUAUGAUAUACAGCCGUCGACAACAGCCACAACACUCAGUCGUGGACGUCUCGUAGAGACUUGGUCUGUCCGCGGUUAUCGUUUGAGACAAUUAUGAAACCAAGCUGCCGUUGCCGCCGCUUCUCACGGGACUUGUCCUCGUCGUUUGCCUGACACAACCGUACAAAAUGAUCCCGGGCGUCGUGUGCAAAGUCCUGACGUUGCUAUUCGGAGUCAUGUACCCGGCCUACUCGUCAUACAAGACCGUCAAGAACAAGCACGUCAAAAAUUAUGUCAAGUGGAUGAUGUACUGGAUCGUAUUUGCCACAUUCACGUGCAUUGAAAGCCUGACAGACAUAUUUCUUGAGUUUUGGUUUCCUUUUUAUUACGACAUCAAACUGAUUGUGUUGCUGUGGUUAAGCUGUCCGUUCACCAAAGGUUCUACUAUAGUGUACAAACAAAUUGUGCACCCGACGCUUUUAAAAAAAGAGACUGACAUUGAUGAGUUUUUGAUAAGGUGUAAAUCGCGCACAUACAACGCUUUAACACAGACCGCUAAGCAGACGUUUCAAAUGACUGCUGCCAUAGUUAUCCAGCACACCGCUGCCGUCGGCGGCUUGUUGCCUUAUACGUUACUUCAGCAAGUGGCCAACAAACUGGAUGUCGAUUAUACAGCGGCAGGGGCAGAGCCAGCCAACCGAGCAGUAAAAAAGAAAAAAGCUGUUGCCGCCGACGAUCAGGAUGUGUCGUCAUCUGACGAGUGGUCAAUAGCACAACGUCCAGCCACACCACCAGUAGUUGUUCAAAGACCCAAGCGCACUAAGACGAGCCAACAAAAACUCAUUGCUGCAAACGUCACUAAACGUGCACUCGACUAGACCAAUGAGAAUCUCUAAAGACAAUACUAAUGACCAUGAGGAUUAUCUCUGUUAAGUUAUUUAUAAUUGGAAGUAAUUAUUAUUGAUAGAUAAUUAUAUCUCUAAUUUUCUAUACCUACCUACUAUUCAUCACACACAAGCAUCACCUUUCCACGACCCCAUACACACUUAUUUAUUUUGUCCAUGUUUUCGAUAUGGGAUAUGGGUAUUUAUUCGAAUGAUAAAUAACUUUUAUUAGCCCAACAAAAAAUAUAAAUCAGCUGCAGACUCGACUGAAUUGUGGCGUCUCGUUUGUUUCCAAACUUGUAUAUUUUCAAUAAAAAUUUGUUGACUUUUGUCAAGUGAUAAUUUUCAAUAACCUAUCAUUUUGUAUAAAUAAUAUUUCGUUUUCAUUAAAUUUAAUUAAAUAUCAUUAUGAGUUGUGAUAAAAAAAAAAAACCACGCUAUCUUCUUUAUACAAUAAUAAUUAUCGAGUAUUUUUAAUUUAAAUAUAGGUACGUUAUCUUAUUGCGAAUGUAUAAUUUUUAUUUUUUUUACUUGUAAAAAACUUUAUACGAGUAUUCGCUAGUCAUUUUCAUGCAACAUUGUCAUCAAUAAUGUGAUCGGUCUACUUUCGCAAAUAGAUCGUACACUAUUAAAAUAAUAUAAGUAAUGACAACGGUUGUUUCCUACCUAGAUGGUGCUAAUAUUAACAUAAUAUUUUCUUCUUAUUUUUUUUUUUUUUGUUUAUUUUUAAUUUAAAAGUAUACGUUAUUUUAUUUACAUGUGUUUACUCGGACGAGUCGUCCAAAAAUAAAUGAAAAACUUAAAUUACAAUUUAUUUUAAUUUUUCUUCUCAACCGUAUUUAUCAGUAUUUUAAUUUAAAACUGUAAUAUUAUUUUAGCAACAAUAAUAAGGUAGAUUUUAAUUGAUAUUUUGUGCAAUUUGAACAGUUACAAUGUUACACGCUAUAAUUUUCUUAUAGUAUAAUAUAGUUAAAAUUUUGAGCUCGAAAAAAAAUUAUUAUGUUAGUAGUAAAUUUAUUGAACUGUUAUAUUUUAUUUUGUACAAUAUUACACUAGUCAUGUUCAUAUCAUGGGCACGCUCAAACACAAUCCAUGUACGUAUUACAAUGAUACACUGAUGUGCACACAAAUAAUUAUUUUGGCAAUAUUAUUAACACCGUUAGGUUAAUAAUAGUAUAAAAAUUACGAUAAUUAUUGUAUAAUAUCAGUUUGAGGAACCGACGAAUUUGAUGUAUUUCUACUUACGAGCUUAUGUUUAUAAAUAAAUUUCAGUGUCAAAUAAAAUAUAUUGAUAUGUAAAAAA
Molecule: messenger RNA, 2519 nt
Organism: Adelges cooleyi (spruce gall adelgid)
Lineage: Eukaryota; Metazoa; Arthropoda; Insecta; Hemiptera; Adelgidae
Product: receptor expression-enhancing protein 1-like
Exons: 7
Coding region: 521-1210 (229 amino acids)
Biological process (GO): endoplasmic reticulum tubular network organization
Cellular component (GO): cytoplasmic microtubule; endoplasmic reticulum tubular network; endoplasmic reticulum membrane
Molecular function (GO): microtubule binding
Source: RefSeq, a predicted model, not a curated record